AUGUUCAACUUUCGGUCCUGUUGGCCCAAGGAGAACGAGUCUGUUUCUCCUUGGGUGGAGGACCAAACUUUGCCUGCAGCAGACGAGGACUUCAUAGAGGCAGCCAUUGCCCAUGCAGUUCGCCCACCAGGCGCGCUGACUGCUGACAAGUCAUCCAAAGCGGUGGGAAGGAUCCCUGUGUUCCAUCAGAUUCUAUCUGGCAGCGACUGCGACGGGUGGUCCUGGCACGUGGACCCGAAGAAUGUUGGUUGGGCAGAACUGGCAGUCGAGGUUUGUGACGCCUCUCCGCGCUACAUCGAGGAGCACUCAGAGGCAUGGCGUACAUCACCUGGCCGCUGGUGCCCAUGGAAAGUCCAGGUGCUCAAAGUUGAGGAUCGGAGAGGCAAGCGCCCAGAGUUCAUCAGCAAGCCUGCGUUGCGAGGACCUCUGGAGCCACCCGGGCGUAUUUGUGCGGGUCUUUUGAACAUGGCGCCAGAUUUCAAAACAGGCUCACCGUUGCAAUGCAAUUGCGAUGGCGGAGGGUUGGAACCAGCUUUGCUUGUUUGCCGGGGCGUGGGAGUGCGAGUCGUGGUUGAAAACCGCAAAGGCUCAGCUGUCCCAGUCUGGGACGAGCACAGCAACCGGUGCAAACUUUGUGCCAUGGACGAAGGCACUUGGGUGGAGAAGUGUAGCUGUGCAACGAUUACGGCCGUGUGGUCUGCCUGCGACACCUUCUGGGAGAUAGACACAACACACUCUGGCGCGAUUACCCGACAGGUGUACAUGGACUUCUUGAAGUACAUAUGUCCCACAGUCAACACGCUCCGCAUGCUCCGCAGAGCAAGGCCUUUCUUUGCUGCGCAUGAUCCGUUUCGGAAAGCACAAGAACACUGUGUAGUUGCAGAGCGCAUGUCACGUUCGUAUAGGCUGCAUUGCCAGCUGCUCGCUGCACCAAAGAAAGGUGAAGCUUAUCGACAUCUACUUCCGAGUAUAAGGAGGUUCAACGUCUCCAUCUUUUCGAUCGUCUGUCCGUCCAUAUGUUUGUGUGCUGACCUGUUCUUUGAUUUCUCUGCCUUGUCCCUUGCUGUGGAAGCCUGA
Molecule: messenger RNA, 1077 nt
Organism: Symbiodinium sp. CCMP2592
Lineage: Eukaryota; Dinophyceae; Suessiales; Symbiodiniaceae
Source: the annotation of a GenBank genome assembly